GUUUUUCGAAUUACUCCAUCUAUUCCGUUCACGCAUGUACUAUUUGAUACUUAUGUAAUUGAAUAUUCAUGUAUCGUGUAUCAAGUGUCAAUGAAUUCUUCCGCGUUAUGAAUUAGUGAGGCUUUUUCAAAGAUAUUCCACGAAUGUAUUAACAUCCUGCAAGUCCUGUAUUAACAUUCUGCAUCGCAACAGUACAUUCUCGAAUUCUCCAUCGUUUUUGUAUAUCGCAGGAAGGAAGAGGAAUGAUAAAUGAUUUCACGAAAAUUGCGAGUAGAGAUAUAUGCAUGGUGACGCGAUUGUAACGUGGUUGAUUAACUGUCUGAUAAACUCGAAGGACGAUUUGCCUUUCUUCUCUGUGAAAACUAAGUCGGAAGAUUCAUAAAUCAGCUUGAUUCAAGAAACUUGAUUCAAUGGUAAUAUGCCGAUGUUAUCAUCAGUCGCCAUUGAGGAUUUUUUCGUCUACGGCCGAUAAUGGUAGUAGCACGUUCGACACAAAUCGAUCAAGGGCCAUACAGUUUCGAGCCGAAUUCAUCUGUCGAGGAUCAACUGUCAUAAAAGUGAAUUGGCAAAUUGAAUAAACAACUAUCGCAAAGAGAUAGAGGGAACAAUUGGAGGGAAGAGUUGAACAUGAAUAAUUCUAUUCUUUUUUAGAAAGAAAAGAGGAAAAAUGGGAAGAAGAAUGGAAUAAAUGGAGAGUGAAAUAGAAAAGAAGAAAAGAUGAUACGCAAAAUGGCAAAAACGAAGGACAACCGAAAAGAGAAGUUAUGAAUGGUAAGACGAGGAUUCGUACCAAGUUUGGUGACGGAGGUCAUCACCGUCACGACGAGGUUAUCGAUGAAUCGAGAAAAGGUGGGGAGAUUUUUGUACGUCGUUGUGAUCGUUGUGAUCGUUCCGCGGAACUCAGUAGAGCGUCGAAAACGCAUCGGAAGUGAUCGAAAGACGACGAAAGAUUCGUCGAACGAGCGAGAAUUCGAAAAUUUCGGUCGAUUCGAAAAAAAAUUUCAAGGUUUUUAAUUUGAGAAAGUCGAUAGACUUUGGUAUAAUUCUUUUAAAAACGACAUUAUGGAGAAGAAAAGUAUUGCGCGGGCGAUUCAAAAAAGCUUGAACGGAGAAACGCGGAGGCGGCGCGUUCGUUGGCUGUAUGGAUUCAUCGCACUGAUCAGCGUCACGAUGUUCAUCCUGUUUUGGUAUACAAACAUAUUUCACGAUACGGUUCUCUCCAAUCUUGAGUUGAGGAAUGGAACUUUGUCCUUUCUGUUCUGGCAAAAGCCGCCUGUUAAUCUUGAAAUCAAGAUCUACGUUUUCAAUUACACGAACGUGCGCGAGUUCGAGAGCGGAAACGCGACUAAAUUGAAGGUAGAGGAGAUUGGACCAUUCAUCUAUCGGGAGAAUUUGAGCAGGGUGAACGUGAAAAUUCAUGAGAAUGGCACGAUCACGUAUCAGGAAAAGAAAACCUAUCAAUGGAUAUCUGGUAAAUCGGAGAAUGAAAAGGUGAUUGUACCUAACGUGAUGUUGAUGUCGACGCUCGCGUUUUCUCGAAAUCUUAGUUACCUGUUGCAAAUCGGAUUGACCAUGUUCCUCUCGAGAAUACGUGCAGAACCCUUCCUCGAAUUGUCGGUCGGUCAAUACCUCUGGGGUUAUGAGGACGAAUUGUACGAAGUGGCCAAACGAUUCUCAUCGUUACGCUCGGCUUUUACUCUGGAUAAAUUUGGACUUCUCGCCUUCAAUAACGGUUCGAGUCCGGAUCGCAUCACGAUACACUCACGAACUGAUAAUCUUGGGAUAAUCGAGCGAAUCAACGGGAUUGAAAAUCAUCAGAUUUGGGGAGAUGAAAAAUGCGAUCGAAUCUAUGGUACAGAUGGCAGUAUGUUUCCACCACAUUGGAUCAAGCCGAAUAAAACGCUCUUCAUUUAUGCGAAAGAUUUCUGCACGAAAAUGCCUUUUCAUUACGAUCAUCGUAAUUUUUCUAACGGCAUACCCAUCUUGAGGUACAAAUUACCGAGCAACGUUUUUACGUCGACUCGCAACAAAGACUCGUGUUUUUGCCCGAAGGAGUCGCACGAUUCAACCAUCAGAACAUGUCCCCCAACCGGAACGCUCAACGUUUCUGCCUGCAACUUUGGGACACCGAUGAUCGCUUCCUUCCCUCAUUUCUACACGGGUAAUGAAUCGUUGUUCGAAAAAAUCGUCGGGCUGGAACCUCGACAAGAACGUCACGAAAGUUACAUCGAUCUUCAUCCGCGUUUAGGCAUCACGGUGAAUAUGAACAUGAGAAUGCAAAUGAACGUAGAGGUACGAAAAGCGAUCGGCAUUCCUUUCUCCGGAAAUCUCGAAGAUGGAUUGAUUCUACCGUUGAUAUGGCUCGAUACCGGAAUAGGCGAAAUGUCCGAGUCGCUUCGACAGAUUUUGUAUCGAAGUCACUAUUUGAUGAAUGCCAUCGAAGCCGUUCUUCAAUGGUGUAGUCUGAUCGGCGUGAUCAUCUCGUUCAGCGCUCUUUUCGCCACGAUGAAGAAAGAAAGAUCGAGACAAAAGAAAGAAUCGAUCGAGACGAAACUGGACUCGAAACUCGAUCGACCGGUCCCAGAAUGGACUGAAACUGAACUCAAUCGAUUGUAACGGGACAAUCGACGUGGACGACGAUAUUAUGCAUCGCGUGUUUAACGAAUUCACCGAGAAUACGGUAUCAACGACCUAAUUUAUUGUUAAUUCCUUUACUUGGCCAAUUGAUUCCUUUUCUCGAUGCUCAUCACGCUCUGAAUAACUUGGAAGAGAAAAAAAAGUCGAUCACGCCACUUUAUACGCGAUCAAUCGAUCAUACGACUAUCGUUACAGACUUAUCCCCUCUGUCGAAUGUCGUGUAUGCUCGCUUCAAUUGUAUCGCGAUAACGGUAUAGUACAAGAUAUUCCUUCGAGUAAAACCACGUUCGCGUGAAAAAUAAUAAGUUAAUACGACGCAAAAUUAACAUUGCAGCCAUGCGUAUGUUAUAAGAUGUUUUUCUACGAUUUUUUUUAUAUUUAUAUAUCUGCAUCGAUAACCUAUGUCAUAUCGACAAACAAGUUUGAAAAACAAAGAUGAACAACUCAUUCGUUCACACGUACACCGGCACAUGGUGAUUUCCGGUACAUGGUGAAAUUAACUAGCGAACACUCUCAUCGUACAUAAUUUUAUUAUUAAAUUGUCACGACAUCGUUUGAAAUUGUCUCGAAUCCGAAUCCGGAUUUCAAAA
Messenger RNA from Apis cerana (Asiatic honeybee), 3227 nucleotides. Its product is annotated as scavenger receptor class B member 1. Gene Ontology annotation, cellular component: membrane; cytoplasm. The record is from RefSeq and is a predicted model, not a curated record. Gene Ontology annotation, molecular function: scavenger receptor activity. Lineage: Eukaryota; Metazoa; Arthropoda; Insecta; Hymenoptera; Apidae.